CCUGCUUGAAAACUCUCCAAGUAAAUUGGAACUGUGGUGCACUUUGAAUUUUUAUUUUUUUGCACAAAUCCCUGACUAUCUUCAAUUUAAUAACGUUCUGCCGAAUAACAAAAAUUAUUAUAUAGUUACAGCAAGCGAAUUCUGAAAGCAUUAUGAGAUAAAGUGUUGUGAGCUGAAAAGGUUAUUACAAAGUGCAAAUCCUGGUUGGAAUGAAAAAGUUCCACAUCAAAUUACCACCACUGCUGAUUGUAUUGGUCGCCAUGGCUGUCGGUGUGUGCUCGAAAUAAGUGCGUGCGUAGCUAUUUUGCCUAUUUUGUUAUUCCGACGGAAUCAACGAACACUCCAAUGGCAAACGCCGGUAAUGAACAGAAUGAAGCCUUUUGGGCUCCGGAUCAACGUAAUCAUAUGUCACCGCAACAACAGCAGCAGUUUGUUACACCCGGUGGAUCAUCGAUUAGUGGAACUUCAAACAAUUAUUUUCAGCCGACCGCUGAUUCUAGUUUUAAUUACGGUCCUCCGUCGAAUGCGGACAAUUUUACUGUGCUAUCCGAUGGAUUCGGGAAUUUCAUUAAAGUUUACCAUCAAACCAAUGAAGAUGUUAACUUGAGCAAUCCAUCUGGAAAAUACGACUAUGAGUUAUUUUCAAACAAUACCAAUUUUGUGCGACCUCCGCCGCCUUUUGGGUAUAUGUUUCACCAACAGCAUCAACAACCCACAGCACCAGUCACAACAACAGUUCCAUCGGAGAAUGCGGCUAGCAAUACUAAUCUUAUCAACCAACUGGUUGGAAACUGGGCUCCAACCAUAUCCGGAACGUAUUCACCCUUUGGUAGUGGUGGUGCAUCCCUUCUCGCCGAAGGCUUGCCGCGAUCUUCACAGGAAACAUUUUUGCAAGCUAAUCAGUCGAUUCAACAAUUGCAUCAACAACAAUCUUUACCCGAACCACAGACCGCGCAAAAUUCUCCCGUACAUCAACCUUCCCAAAUGAUGCCUUCCUCCGUUCCGACUGUUAAUCUUCCGCAGCCAACAUCUUUACCCGUAGCUUCAUCUACUACAACUUCUACUAAUAUCAACAAUUACAACCAACUAAACGAUGACAACAGUGCUAAGCUGAACCAGAAUGUCAACAAAAAGCAACGGAUCGUGGCCGAGGUUAAGCCGAUGCGAAUGUCCUAUUCGGAUGUGCUAAGUAAAAACGUAGCGCAAUCGGCUGUUUUGACUGCUACGCCAUCAUCAACUGGUACAAAUAAUAAUUUUGGAAAUGCUUCAACAGUAACCACAAAGCUGAUGGCAAAUUCUAUUGCCUCUAAUAAACAAAAUAAAUGCAAGAAGUCGCAGUCAACAACAAAUGGUCAAGAAGACAAGUUUGUUCGAAAGUUAGAGCGAAACAACGGCAUCAGUAGCAAAAAAACGACAGCGGGAAUACAAUCGGGUGGAAGUACGAAUACCCAGCAGUCCGUUGAAAAUAUUGGCGGAAAUUCCAAGUUAUCCAAUGCAACUGAAAAAUCGACUAAAAGGACGGACAAACCUGGGGCAGCCAAAUCAUCAAAAGGCGGAAAUGGUCAGGCUUUCAAGAAGAAUCGAGCGCGAAAUUUUAAUGACUCAUAUACAAUUCAGGAUGUUCAGAACGUGUCGGGCAAAGAUACGGCCAGUGUAGAGCAGGUUGGUGAAUCAAGUGUUAAUGAAGAAGUUCAAGAUGAGAACGAAGAUUCCGUAGAAUACGAAGAUGAUUCACAAUCGCAGUUGCCACAAAAUUCUUUUAUGUAUAAUGUUAAGAAAACCAACAAUCUUAACGAUACUCAUAUUGAGAAGAUCGGUACCAGUUUGCGUAGCUCAUACAAGCGUGGCGGUCGGGCCACGGGUGCGGGUCGUACCAAGAUGGAAAAAAUCAACCAACAAACAAGCAGUAAGCGGGGACAACGUCCACGGAAGAAUCAAAAGUACGUGAUCAUUCAGAAAAUUGUCAAUGCGUGGAUUGAAUACACUGCUAUUGUUUUACUAUGGUUGUGGUCUCUGGUGACUGACGUAGUUUAUUUAAGUCUGCGACUCUGUUGGGAUUAUUUGGUAGCUGCAUACCAGUAUUGUCAGCAGCAUGCUGUAAGCCUCAAAAAGGAGCUGCAACAGAAUCGACCCGGAACAUGGCUUAAAGGCAUAUGGAAAUCGUUCGACAAUAGGUUUUCUAAGGAAUCGAAAUGGGCGUUUUGGCGACGUGGAAAUAAACGGUCGGCUCCACCUGAUGAGCAAGCCACCUCCGCCAAAAACUACUACAAAGAUGGUCGUUUACCAUCGACGGCAGAUGAGGCAAUGUCUUCGCUGUUGAACUGCAAGGGCAAGGAUGCUUACAGUAUUCUCGGCGUUAGUCCCGAGUGUUCACAAGAGCAGAUCCGAAAGCAUUACAAGAAGAUUGCCGUACUUGUACACCCAGACAAAAACAAGCAACCUGGAGCCGAGGAAGCUUUCAAAGUGCUGCAGAGAUCGUUCGAACUGAUCGGCGAACCAGAGAACCGUAAAGCAUACGAUCAAAGUUUGGCCGAAGCUUUGAAUGCUGAGAAAGCCUGGUCCGAAAUUAACGACCUGUUGACACAGUUGCAUACGAAAAUCUCGGAAGCCGCUAAUACUAUUCGAUGUAGUAGUUGUUGUCUCAGACACCCUCGCAAGUCAACAGGGCGACCCCAUUACGCUGCCAGAGAGUGUAACUCGUGUAAGAUUCGACAUUCCGCUAGAGAGGGUGAUAUCUGGGCUGAAACUAGUUUCUUCGGGCUACGUUGGAAGUACCUGGCUAUGAUGGAAGGUAAUGUGUACGAUAUUACUGAAUGGGCCAACUGUCAAAAAGGGGCACUGUCUCAUUUGCAACCUAAUUCGCACAUUGUUCAAUAUCGGAUCGUUCUUGGUGGAUCACAGCAGCAGCAGCAACAACAGCAACAGAACCAACAGCAAAGUCAACAACAUUCAAGUGGUCAGGGUCAGUCACACGAAAAAGAUAGCAGUCGUGCUCGUAAGGAUGCUUCACCAAGUGAACCCAAUUUGGAUGACUUCCUUAACAAUAUUUACGCAGGACAAAACCAGCAAGGGCAACAGCAAGCGCAGAGCAACGCUCGUCGGCGACAUCGCAGAAACUAAUAUUUCAUCUCAUUAUGUAACUUAGAUGUUCUAGUUUACAGUCGACGCAUUAUAGAGAUUAACCAGUGUUAGCUUAUAGUUUAACCGCAAUUAUGUGGUUAAUACUUCCUCCAUCUCUGACUUGUUUUUGAUUGUUUUUCGUACCACAAAAUUGUGCGUAUACUGUGCGUACUUCAAGCGAUUAGUUUUGUCGUAAUCCUUUUUGUGAAUGCGUUGGAGGCAGGGGAAGUAAAGAAUAUAAUAUCUAUCAUAAUCAGUAGCGAUUGCUAGUUGGCUUCGAGUCGUUUACCAGUAACUCUCAAAUAUACCUAUCAUUAUAGCUGGAGCAAAAACCUGCCAUUAAAACAGCAGUAAUAGAAAUUGAAAGCUAAAAUAAAAAGAGCUGCGGACAA
Sabethes cyaneus is the source of this 3512-nucleotide messenger RNA. RefSeq lists its product as uncharacterized. The transcript has 4 exons. NCBI's taxonomy places the organism in Eukaryota, Metazoa, Arthropoda, Insecta, Diptera, Culicidae. Bases 346 to 3120 code for a protein of 924 amino acids. Gene Ontology annotation, molecular function: dopamine receptor binding. The record is from RefSeq and is a predicted model, not a curated record.